Molecule: messenger RNA, 2655 nt
Organism: Thamnophis sirtalis
Lineage: Eukaryota; Metazoa; Chordata; Lepidosauria; Squamata; Natricidae
Gene: REDIC1
Product: regulator of DNA class I crossover intermediates 1
Source: RefSeq, a predicted model, not a curated record
UCGAAGAAUCAUGCUUACCAAAGAGAGAAGAAAACAGAAGGAUUUUUUUGAAAAGGAGAAACUUAAGUCAAAGAUGAAGUUAGUGGGAGUAUCUCCUUUGAAAAGCUCAGCUGUCAGUUUGGACCUUCUCAACCUCUACGUUGUUAAUCAGAUCUCUACAAAGAAAGAAAAUGCUGAGAAUAUUCGAAAGCCAAUUCAUGUAGAUAUUAACAGAGGAACUCAAAUUCCUUUGAGAAAGCAAAACGUAGAUUUUCCCAAGUCACCAGAAUGCAGACCAGCUAAGCUGUCCCUUGAUGACAUCCAGCACAGGAUACAAGAAGAAAUCUUGGAUAGUAGAAGAAAAUACCUCUACGAAAAAGCCAGUGUUCAUUCUGAAGAGUUAGGGUCUUCUUGGCCAGUAAAUAAUAAAGAAGAAGACUCUUGGUUUUCUACGACAGCAUACAGGCCAGAAGAAUUCUCUGCACCAGAUUCAGAAGCACAAGUUGGUCUAUAUUUUCAGCAACUGCCUAGUCCAGGAUAUGGUAAUUCCUUUGAUAAGGAUUCCGGAAACAGUCAAGCAAACGAAGAAGAAUCAUUGUUUGGUACUAUAAACGACCAGAUAAAGACUAACCAAGAUGCAAACUUCCAGCCAAUUGCAAGCGUGUUUGAAGAAGAAAAUCAAUUUCUGACGUUUCCUCCUUCUCAGUCUUACUGUUCUUUUGCUAACAAAAGCCAUAUUGACCAGCUAUUCACAGAUUUUGGCAAUGCAAAAGAAAUCUUCGGUAAACCCAGCCUGUACGACAGUGAAGAAACCCAACAGGUGACGGGUCCUACCCACCAGACGGCUGAGAGGGACCUCACAAGCAUCCUCACAGCUCCAGAAAUGAUUUGCACCCUUAACAACCAAAGCUUAAAUGCAAUAAACCAGAAUCCAGUUUGGAAUCAGUUCAAACACUGCAGUGUCCAGAAAAGAAAUCCUGUAGGGUUUUCUGAUCAGCAAAAACUUACCAGGUUCUUUGAUAAUAUAGGAGGUUUUAAAAAACAAAAGAAAUGUACUAAGGCACCAAAACCUAUAAAGAAUUACUUAAAGAACAGCAGGAAGAAAGACCAAUCAGGUCCCAAUAUGGAUUAUUUGAAGAUUUUCGCCCAUGAAACGCUGGAUAAGGAAUUUUACAGUGACUCUGAUCAGCAUUGGAAGCAAAGCAAGCAAAAUGAUGAUGAUUUCCAGUUAAGCAGCCAGUCGCCCACUUAUUCUCCAGAGGAAGCAGAUAGAUAUACCAGCUCUUCCUCUGACGAGUCUAAACCAGAGGAGCGCGAUGAAGGAGCGUCAUCGGAUUCCCAAGGCUCCUUUUCAAGGACUUCCCGCGAUCCCUGCUCAGGACCAGAGGACGUUCGCCAAUUCCACGGCAGGCACUGGAAUCAAACCAAUAUUCAACCCCAGCAGAAACUCGCCACAACUCCAAGAAAGGAUACGUUGCGCAGAGCUGGACUGCCGAUGUCGGGCGUGAACGAUAAGGGGAAGCGCGAGGCUUCCUCUCAAACCGAGGCGUGUGCCGACCCAGUAGAAAAAUCCAACGCAGCUGUGCAGUGUGACAUCAUCCAGAGCUGCCCCUGCAAAAAGGAGCUGUCCGUUGCCCACAGUGCUGAAAUGGUAACUUCGACAAGCAAGGCAGAGGCCACUGGAGGGCAGAAUGUUACAGCAGAUAGUGCAGUCCUUCGGCCUCCAAAUAGCAAUUCUAAGCUUUGUCUCCCAAAACAGAUGGUUUUGAAGUGGCAAGGUCAGCCUAGCUCAGUCUAACAAAUAAGAAGGGGAGUUGGGGUGGGGGAACAUACAUAUUUAUUGGCAAUGCAGUCAAGGAGCUUAAAUUAAUGUGUUCCUUCCGACAUAUAUAAUUACACAGAUUGAGAGAUACUUAAAAUACGUGUCGCAAAACGGUGGGGAAUGAAGCAACUAUAAUGUUGUUGUUGUUAGUUGCAAAGUCGGGCCUGACCCAUCGCGACCCCAUGGACAACGUUCCUCCAGGCCUUUCUGUCCUCUACUAUCCCCUGGAGUCCGUUUAAACUCAACGCCGACUGCUUCGGGGACUCCAUCUAGCCACCUCCUUCUCUGCCGUCCCCUUCCUCUUUUGCCCUCCAUCGUCCCCGGCAUUAGGCUCUUCUCCAGGGAGUCCUUCCUUCUCAUUAGCAUCUAUAAUAACAACUAUAAUAAUAGCGACUAACGCAAUAUAUAUAUAUAACAUUGCUAAGCUAGUGGUUUAGUAACUUUAUCUUCUCGGCAACUCCUUUCUCCAUCCCUUAACUAAGUAUAUCGUCCUGUGCCUCCCAUUUUUGUUAACGUCGUUUAAUGUAAAUGUCUCUGUGAAAACAACACUUAAUACAUUUGCAUCUUGUCCUUCCCUUCCUAAAGUCAAUGCACAGUGGCCCGAUUCUGUCAUGAGUCCCGCAGGCCGGAAUUUGUUGGCAAGCUCAUUUUGUCCUCUUCAGCUGAGCUUGGAACAGAAAGAAAAGAAUCCUCAUUUUAAAACGAUGUCUGCACCAGAGAUUGGAUGGAUGAAGAGCCCCACCCAGAGUCCAUUUGCUAUUUUGUUUUUAAACCAUCUUUAAACCAUAGUCUCUUGGUUAACCUAUGAUGACGCCUACAAGAAGAAAGGGAAGAAGGCACACAUCAUCCUGUUA